Molecule: messenger RNA, 1089 nt
Organism: Thermochaetoides thermophila DSM 1495
Lineage: Eukaryota; Fungi; Ascomycota; Sordariomycetes; Sordariales; Chaetomiaceae
Product: putative high mobility group protein
Exons: 2
Coding region: 1-1089 (362 amino acids)
Source: RefSeq, a predicted model, not a curated record
AUGCCGCGCCCUCCUAAGAACAAGCAGCCUGCUGUCGAGCCGCAGCCGGCUCCUGUGCCCGUAGCCCCCGCCGUCCACCACCAGAUCCCCCAGCAGCCCAUGGCCGUCGCGCCCCAAGCUCUCAACCUCAAGCAGACUCCCGUCAUCGAUGUCGCCCAGUUCAUCCGCGUCAGGGAUUCAGUCUACCAGCGGCUGCAGACUAUUCAGGACUUGAUUAGGAGCUUCUCCCAGGAUUAUCUGCGCCAGACCAACCUGCUCAUUGGCGAGGGCACCACCAUUGAAAAUGGCAACGAACUGGAUCGCAUCGCCUCCUCCAUCACCAACCUCAUGCCGGCUGUUGUCCCGCAGCCCCAGCCGGUCGUCGAGGAGAAGAAGGAGCGCAAGAAGCGUCAGCACGACCCCAAUGCCCCCAAGCGCCCCCUAACCCCCUACUUCCUGUACAUGCAGACUGCCCGCCCCAUCAUCGCCGCCGACCUGGGCGAGAACUGCCCCAAGGGUGCCGUGCAGGAUGAGGGCCAGCGCCGCUGGUCUGUCAUGAGCCCUCAGGAGAAGCUGGGCUGGAACCAGGCCUAUCAGUACAAUCUGCGACUGUACAACGCGCGCGUGCACGCCUACAAGCACGGCAACAUGAACGCCAAGAACAUGACCGAUGAGGAGGCCCGCAUCUACGCUGACCAGCACAACAUUCCCAUGCCGCCGCUGGCGCACGCCGAGGAGCUGAACCAGCAGCAGAACGAUCAAGAGGCGAUCGCUGAGCAGCUCAAGCAGACCCAGAACCAUGCCCAGGCUGCCGCGCAGGCCGCCCCCGUGCAGGAACAGCCCGCCUCUGUUGAGGAAGAGGCCCCCUCGGCCGAGGAGGAGCAGGCUCCCGCGAGCAAGACCCCUAAGAAGAAGGAAACUCGCAAUAAGCGGAAGAGCAUGGCGACUCCCGCCGCGCCGACCCCGGCGGCCGAGCCCGCGACGGACGCUAAGAGCGCCGCCGCCACGCCCGCCAGCCCCGAGACCAAGAAGCGCAAGCGCGUAUCCAAGGCUGCUGAGCAGGUCGAGGAGCCGAAAAAGUCGAGUCGUAAGAAGAGCAAGAGCGGUUAA